UCCGUCCCUCCACAAGUUCAUCCAGCGCACUGGUGUGUCAGAGGGGCAAGAGGGAUGGCUCCACAGAAAGCAUAUAUGAACCAGCCUACAGCCAAACACUGAAGGAAGUCCUACCCAAGUACCAGUGCAGCCCUGCUCUCCUGAGGUGUAAGCCUGAGUGGGGCGGCUCAGAUCCAUCCAUCAGUUCUGUCCAACCUCAGGAUGCAAUCAAAUUAAAAAGGAACAGUAAAAGAUCAUGUGUACCCACAUCACCUUUGGACAAUGAAACAUUAGAAAAAGACAUCAGUCAUGCCUGCUGGAUGUCAUCUGGUGACAACAAGGACUUAUCUCGUCAAAAGAAAGUCCAGAACAGAAAGAUCUGUAUAGCUCCCUGUCAGAGCAGCAUGCUGACAAGAGACAACAGAGUGAAGGAGCUGAACUCGGAGAGGACACAGACAGAUCUACCAGCUCAGAGCAGUGAAACUGCAGCUGACACAACAGAAUCAAGACACACCAAAAGAAGACUAAAGAAGUUCCAGAGUCUGGUGCAAGCAAAGAAGGGACAUCAGAGUGGAGAUGGAAAAGGGAAGAACCCAUCCGAGAAUAAAGAUCAUUUGGAAGAUGUAAUGAGUAACAACAACCCAGUGCUAACCUGCAUCGGCCUGGGGAAGAGAAGAGAGAAGCCCUCUAAAACUGUUCCAUCACCACAGCGGCAACAGGCCAAAGACCACGAGGAUUCAGAGGAGGAAGGCAUUUGGUGCCCAAGGUUUGGAAAUCAUCUGUGGAGCCCAUUUGAGUGUCCACAGCCCUGGGCUCCCUUCUACCACACCUGCCACCAACCUCGCCAUGAGCUAUGGGUCUGCGGUGGCACCUUGUCACUGCCUCGGACCACAGAAUGGGACCGUUUCGAGAGUUUGAUACAGGAGCUGGACAACAAACAGUCUAAUCUGCCACCCCCACAAAUGAUCCGCUCCAUCACUGAUCUGCACCUCUCACAAAACACAUUGACCAGAUUUGGGAGAUUUGACGCCUUCAAACAGCACUCGCCUUUAAUGAAGCCACAGGAUAAUGGAAGCUGUCUGCAGGAGCAGAAUGGUGAUCAAAUCAAGUCGAGGCUCCAGGGAAAGCAAACGGACACCCCACCACAGAGUGACAGGAGGCAGGGCAAGGCCUCACCAAAGAGAGCUCUGACAGUCAGCAUCAAUGGGGGCACACAGAAGAAUGAAGCAUCGAAGAGGGAGGCUGGAGUUGGGCGACCAUUCACUAAAGGACACAGGCAGUGCAGUAACUCUCUGGAAAGUCUCUACAGCCUCAACAGCGGACAAAGCUCCUCAAGUGGAGUCACCAGUGGGUCAGACAGCUCCAGUAACAGAGGCAGUCUGAGGCUGGAGGACGAUCUAUUGUACACCAGACAGUUCUGUGGCAGAGCUAGAGUCCAUACAGACUAUGUGCCAAGUCCAUAUGAUACAGAAUCCCUUAAACUCCAGGUGGGAGAUGUGAUUGACAUCAUUGCUAAACCCCCCAUGGGAAUAUGGACAGGCAUGCUGAAUGGCAGAAUUGGAAAUUUCAAGUUCAUUUAUGUGGAUGUGCUAACAGAGGAGAGUGCUGGGACACACGAGGAAACAAAAACCCACAAAGUGAGACACAAAUCAGCCAUACAGGAAGUGUUAAAGCGCCUCAGUUUGGAGGAGUAUUCCACGUCUCUGCAGCUGAAUGGUUACCAAACAGUAGAUGACUUGAUGAGGCUGAAGGAGCAUCACCUGAUGGAGCUGAAUGUGACUGAUCCAGAGCACAGGCAUCGCCUGCUCGCCGCUGUCGACUCCCUGCAGCAACUGCGCUGUGAUCAGUUGGAGAAUGAGGCCAGCCAGGAGGCCGAGGCCCCUGGCAAAAACAUGAAGGCUGAUAUGAGCAACUGCUCAAGAGACUCCGGCUGCCCCGACAACAGUACAGACGACACAGACCUUCACUUUCCCUCUGAACAGCCUCUACCAGCUGAGAUGACAGCUUCGUGA
Molecule: messenger RNA, 1991 nt
Organism: Xiphias gladius (swordfish)
Lineage: Eukaryota; Metazoa; Chordata; Actinopteri; Istiophoriformes; Xiphiidae
Gene: samsn1b
Product: SAM domain, SH3 domain and nuclear localisation signals 1b
Exons: 15
Coding region: 300-1991 (563 amino acids)
Molecular function (GO): protein binding
Source: RefSeq, a predicted model, not a curated record